This is a messenger RNA of Heterostelium album PN500, 2121 nucleotides long. Its product is annotated as PARP domain-containing protein. Gene Ontology annotation, biological process: double-strand break repair. Gene Ontology annotation, molecular function: zinc ion binding; 3'-5' exonuclease activity; DNA-(apurinic or apyrimidinic site) endonuclease activity. The transcript is spliced from 6 exons. The coding region runs from base 1 to 2121 and encodes 706 amino acids. The record is from RefSeq and is a predicted model, not a curated record. Lineage: Eukaryota; Evosea; Eumycetozoa; Acytosteliales; Acytosteliaceae.
AUGCCACCCAAAAGAAAAGCUUUGACAAUGGAUGACGAUGCUGCUGCUGCAACACCUGUGGCUUCUACACCAACACCAACAGCAACAAAACCAGCAGCAGUUACAUCCUCUACAUCUACAACUAGUUCAACAACAUCAUCAUCAUCAUCGUCGUCAGUGAAUGUACCAAACAAAAAGAAUAAAUCUGAUAAUACCGAUAACAUAAGUACUACCAAUAGUACAUCGACACUUGACGGUACUUAUAUAUCAUGGACAUGGAAGGAGUCAGAGACUGUUUGGAAUGAGUUUACUCCCGCCGACUGCAGUGCAAUAGAAAGUCUUUAUGUUAAAGAUCCCAAAUCAACUGUUGAAAUUAAAGUUAAUGAUUCCAUAUUUAUAAAGUUUGCAGAAUUGACAUAUCAUAAGGGUGAUAAUAAACAAACAGCUGUGCGUAGAGCUGAGGCAGUUGCCGUUUGGUCGUGGGAGAAGGCAAGAGGUGAAUUCUAUGCUUUUGACAGUGAGACAUCAAAGAAGAUCGAUGCUGCACACAAGAAAGGACAAUCAAAGGUAUCCAUUGACACCGAGCGUUUCAUCAAUCUAUCGACAUUCGAACAGGUGAGAUUCGACGAUGAGUCAAAAACCAGAAGAGUUGCAAGAUCUUUCAAUGAAAUAACAACUCUUUUAUCACCAACUUGGUAUCAAGCUGAUAAUGAUACAUGGGUAAUGUUAUCAGACAGUUCAGAAAUUGAAAAAAAGUAUCAAUAUUAUUUAAAGAAUGGAAAGAGUACAACAGUUACAACGGCAGAUGGCGAUAAGAUUUUGUUUACGAAAAUGACAAAGGAGAAAGCGGGAAGCGGUGCUGGAAGUAAUGCGGUGUUUGUAAAGGUGAAGCGUGACAAUGGUCCCGCAGCUGCACUGAAAAAGUCGUACUCACAGCUCUCAGAAGAAGAGAAGAAGCUAUUGAUUUCAUCGUUGUUGGCAGGUGAUAAAUCACUCACAGCAGCAGCAACACCAACUCCAACCAAAGCGAAAUCAAGUAGCAACGCACUCUUUUUGCCGGGUGAAGAGGAUAUCAUUGCCGGUGACAAAUCAAUGAAAUAUGUUUUGAAACCAGUUAGACACUUUGACAACUCUAUCGCCGAUCUACAUUUCAGAACUGCAGAAUCACAAUUCUAUCGUUUGUUAGAGUCAUCGGCCACCUCUUAUAAAGUAUCGAAAGUUGAAUAUAUUAAACAAGAAUUUCUAAAAUUAGGAUACACUGAGUGCUCUCCUGUUUUUGGAUUCCACGGAACCAGCGCCAAGAAUAUCAUCCCUAUUUGCGCAAACAACUUUUCAGUUCCAGGAACCAACGGUGUUGACCAUGCAACCGAUAGUGGAUGGUAUGGAAAGGGUAUCUAUUUCUCAGAGUAUCCAGAGUAUAGUAUUGGUUAUAUUUCAGAUUGUUCCAAACUUUUGCUUUGCAAAGUACUCCUCGGUAAAUCUUACAAAUGUUCUGGAUUAAUCACUGGUCAACCAUGUAAAACUGGUUAUACAUCACAUCUUUCACCUGAUGAGAAAGAAUUGGUUAUCUUUUCACCAGAUCAAAUUCUACCAUGUUACAUUGUACAUUAUGCAGAUGAUGAAGAUAAUUCUUAUAAGAAUAGCACAACUGACUAUUGGAGUGCUGAAUCUCACAAACCUACUUCAAAUCUAAGUGGAGUUAAAGUAUGUUUAUCAGGAACAUUGGCAGCGACUCAUAUCAGCCUUCACAAUCUAGUGACGAAACACGGUGGAACCUAUUCCUCUUCGGUUGUGUACGGUGUGACUCAUGUGAUUUCAACUAAAGCCGACUUCACAACAAAGAGCGGUAAGGUUUCAGCCGCUGAAGGAAGUAACAUCCCGGUGGUCUCUGAGAAGUGGUUGUACCAAUCGAUUUUGCACGGACUGAAAGAUCUCAAUGACUAUUCAUUCGCAAUGAAACAAACGACCAAACAAGAAAUCAAAGCAGUUCCACUUUUGGACGAUGGUAGCAGCACUAUCGCUUCGAGUGGUGCCACCCUCGACGCUACACCAAGCAAGCCGCCUUGCAAGUACGGCGCAGGCUGUUAUCGUAAGAAUGCACAACACUUUAAAGACUUUUCACAUCCAUUCAUUCUUGAUUAG